AUGUUAUUGCUUUUAGCUUCUUUCAUAAAUUGCCAGUCCAUACUUGGACUAGUGAGUAGGCUUUCAGCACUAACAACUGUUUCUAACGUUUCCCUAAUUAGCAAGCCAAAAGUUCAAAAUUUAUAUAAAUCUUCACCGAUUUUUUUCCAUGUUCCAGGAAGAGAAAUCAGGAAUUUAGUAAUUCGCGGAACGACAUUUGAUAAAGCACAAUCUCCAAUUAGUUUUGGAAGCUGCAACAUUCAAUUAGAUAAUGAUCUUUUUACGCAAUGUGUUUCAGUAAUUGUAUCAUCUGAUAAAUUAGUAUUUGACGCAGACAAGCAAUACAAAGCAAUAAAUUCUUCAAUUACAAUUUCUCGCUGUAUUUUCAAUAUUUUUGGGGAUAUCCAGAAAGAUGCACCAAUUAGUAUUGAAAGAUGCGAUAUGAAAAUUGAAAGAUCCGUCUUUGAAUCUUGCGUUGGUGGCGAAGGAAUAAUUUAUGCUUCAAAUUCAAACGUCACGAUUAGAGUUUCUAAUUUUUCCCAAUGCGUCUCAUACAGAUAUCCAGGCUGCAUCCAUGCCAUAAAUAGCAAAGUCAAUUUAUACUAUAUGCGUUUCCUUGAUAACGAAGCAGCAGGUCUCGCUGGAGUUGGCAGAUUCUACAACUGUUCAUUCCAUGGAGAAAAGGUAGACUGCUUAUUUAACAAAGCAUUUAUGCAUGUUUCAACAUUUCUUUUCGAAUCUUGCAACAGCGUAAUAUUAGUCAGAUGUAAAUUCCUCAGAAAUUACUGUACCAUGCCAUUUGAUGGAUCAGACCAAUUUACAAUCGAUAAACAAAGCGGAACCUUAUCAUUUAAUGAUUGCCCCAGUGUUUACAUCCAAUACUGCACUUUCAUUGGUAAUAUGAUGGACGAUCAAAAUACAAUGCAACCAGCAAUUUACGCUAUGGGAUCUACGAAGAUUAAUACUUAUACUUGCCAAGCAGACCAAAACCUUGACACGUUCUCAGUUUUAGUUGAAGAUACCAGUGGACAAGUCCCUAUUUUAAAGAACAAGCGAUCAAUUGUGAAUUCUUACAUUCCAAACAUGUAUAAGCAUUUAAUUUACAUGAGAGAUAAGUUCUACCACAAAGUUACAGUUCUCUGCGCAUCCGCAAUGUCGCAGAAUUACAUAAUUGCAACAUUUGUGGUAUCAGUUCUUGUUAUAAUCAUUGUUGCAGUAACAAUGAGUGUUAUGUCUGGUGGCUUCAUCUAA
This is a messenger RNA of Trichomonas vaginalis G3, 1230 nucleotides long. RefSeq names its product pectin lyase-like family. Lineage: Eukaryota; Parabasalia; Trichomonadida; Trichomonadidae. The record is from RefSeq and is a predicted model, not a curated record. Bases 1 to 1230 code for a protein of 409 amino acids. The transcript has a single exon.